Molecule: messenger RNA, 2542 nt
Organism: Rhopalosiphum maidis (corn leaf aphid)
Lineage: Eukaryota; Metazoa; Arthropoda; Insecta; Hemiptera; Aphididae
Product: ADP-ribosylation factor GTPase-activating protein 2-like
Exons: 17
Coding region: 155-2509 (784 amino acids)
Biological process (GO): maturation of LSU-rRNA from tricistronic rRNA transcript (SSU-rRNA, 5.8S rRNA, LSU-rRNA); COPI coating of Golgi vesicle
Cellular component (GO): cytosolic large ribosomal subunit
Molecular function (GO): GTPase activator activity; structural constituent of ribosome
Source: RefSeq, a predicted model, not a curated record
UUCUCAAGGUUUAACAUUUUAUUAAUAUAAUACAAUAUAGCAAAUAAUUAUUUAUUGCGUCUUUUAUAAAGUGUAUUUUUGUUUUAAAAUUUUCUUACAUUGUUACCAUUUAUAUUCAUUAACAUAAUUACAGUUACCAUUUUUAAAUAUCAACAUGUCGGAAGCAAAAGUUAACAGUGAAGACAUAGAAAUUGUAUUUCAACGUCUUAGAGCAUUGCCAGUCAAUAAAACAUGUUUUGACUGUAAUUCAAAAAAUCCAACAUGGUCAAGUAUAACAUACGGUGUGUUUAUUUGUUUGGAUUGUUCUGCGGUACAUAGAAGCUUAGGAGUUCAUUUGACUUUUGUAAGGUCUACUCAGCUAGACACAAAUUGGACAUGGUUGCAAAUGCGACAAAUGCAAUUGGGCGGAAAUUCAAAUGCUACAGUUUUCUUCAGGCAACAUAAUUGCAUGUCUAAAGAUGCACAACAGAAAUAUAAUUCUAGAGCUGCUCAAUUAUAUAGAGAUAAACUCUUACAAAGUGCUAAACAAGCAAUGAAAACCUAUGGAACACAGUUAUUUUUGGACCAAUCGCACGAAACAAUUGAAGUGAAACCAAUAGAUUUUUUUGAACAACAUACUACUAAUGUUAAUUCAAGUAAUGACAACUUUUUAAGUAACAAUUUUAUGCCCUUUAAACAAGACAAUGGUGAUACAACACUUGAAGGAGGUACUAAAAUCUUAAAUGAUGCAGCACAAAAAUCAAUAGAUCAUAAAACUUUAUUAGGUGGUCGUCAAGCACAUAGUAAAAGAUCUGGUUUGGGAGGAAAAAGAUUAGGUAUGGGUGCUCAGAAAGUACAUGCUAAUUUUACUGAUAUAGAAAAAGAAGCAGAAUUAGCUGAUAAAAUGAAAUUUAGCGAACCAGAAAAAAAAAAUAUAGAAAAAUCUAAUGAAGACCAAGAAACUCAGAUGUCAUCAAUGAGGUUAGCUUAUCAUGAUUUGAGUUUAAAGAAGAGUAAAGAAGAAGAAAAAUUAAAACAAGUUGAUCCUAAAAAAGCUGCUCAAUUAGAAAGACUUGGUAUGGGAUUUACUUCAAAAAAUAUUGUUAGUCAUUCAGCGUUAAAUGAUAUGAUGACACUAGAUAAAGAAGUAAAAAAACAAAUUACAUUAGACCAUAAUGAAGAUCAAUUUUAUGAUUGUUUUGAUGAAGACAAAACUCCUGAAAUGAUUUUAAAAAUGAUGAACAAAAACCGUCAAAUUACCAGUGAUGAUUUUUUGGACUUUGAUGAUUCUAUUAAAAGUUUAAAAUUAUCAUAUACGCCUUCCACUAUUGAUGUCAUAAAAAAUGAUUGGGAUAAUAUAAAACCAGCAAAAAAAAUAAACAAAGAAGCUGAAAAUGAUAAUUGGGACUCUUUUUAUGAAAACUCUAAUAGAAGACAAGGUAGAAAUAAUAGAUCAACAAAUUUAGUCUCAAAACCCGCAGAAAAUAAUGAAGCUUUUAAAAAAUUUGGUGGAGCUAAAUCAAUAUCAUCUACUCAAUAUUUUGGUGAUAGUCAAACACAAGGUGAGAAAUCAAAUCUUUCACGUUUCGAAGGAAGUGAUAGUAUUUCAUCUGCUGAACUAUUUGGCAGAGAAGAAAUGACAGGUGUCAAUUCUACAUACCAACCACCAGAUUUAGAUGAUGUUAAAGAAAGCGUUAAACAAGGUGUAACAAAAGUAGCUGGUAAAUUAUCAUCUUUGGCUAAUGGCAUGAUGUCAUCAUUUCAGUUUGGAUCCCGUUCUGCAAAAAUGGUUGAUGACAAUGCUCCAAAAAGGCUUCCGGCGGUGCCGGAGUCUGUACUCAAAAGACGUAAGGCUCGUACAGCGUUCAAACUUAAGUCAUUGAAGAAAGCUAUUGAGGAACGUAAAGAACGCGUAAAGAAAACUAAGAAGUAUUUUAAACGCGCCGAAGCUUAUGUUAAGGAAUUUAGAAUGAAGGAAAGAGAUGAAAUCCGUUUAGCAAGAAAUGCUAAGAAAGCUGGUGACUUUUAUAUUCCUCCCGAGCCAAAAUUAGCAUUCAUUAUGCGUAUUCGUGGUGUGAAUCAAGUAGCUCCUAAAGUGAAGAAAGUAUUGCAACUGUUCAGAUUACGCCAAAUCAACAAUGGAAUUUUCAUCAAAUUAAACAAAGCAACAUUAAAUAUGUUGAGAAUUUGUGAACCAUAUGUAACUUGGGGAUACCCUAACUUGAAGAGUGUAAGAGAAUUGGUCUACAAAAGAGGAUUUGCCAAAAUUAAGGGCCAACGCAUUCCAAUCACUAACAAUGAAAUGAUUGAAAAGAAAUUGGGAAAAUAUGGUAUCAUCUGUACUGAAGAUUUAGUUCAUUGUAUUUAUAGAGCUGAUCGUCGGUUCAAGUAUGCGAUGAACUUCCUUUGGCCUUUCAAAUUAAACACCCCAACUGGAGGCUGGCGUAAGAAGACCAAUCACUACGUUGAAGGUGGAGAUUUUGGAAACCGUGAAGAUACCAUUAACAAGCUAUUGAGAAAAAUGGUUUAAAUACAUUAAAUGUUUUACAAAAGCUUUUUUUUA